Halteromyces radiatus is the source of this 2929-nucleotide messenger RNA. Its product is annotated as SNF2 family N-terminal domain-containing protein. NCBI's taxonomy places the organism in Eukaryota, Fungi, Mucoromycota, Mucoromycetes, Mucorales, Cunninghamellaceae. Bases 15 to 2858 code for a protein of 947 amino acids. Gene Ontology annotation, molecular function: ATP-dependent chromatin remodeler activity; ATP binding. The record is from RefSeq and is a predicted model, not a curated record. The transcript is spliced from 12 exons. Gene Ontology annotation, cellular component: cytoplasm.
UUAUAGAUGAAGAAAUGACAAAUCGAAAUAUAUGUAUUGGUAUGCUCAAGUCCGAUGUAGUUACAAAGGAUCCAUUGUUUCUGGUCAAGGAUGAAUUAUUUGAACCUGUAUUGAUGAGAAUGGAAGGAUAUCGACAAAAUAAUUAUUCGUUUACCAUAACAAGCAAGAAGAAUCCUACUAAAUUUUACGGUUGGGUUCCUUUUGAUGAUACCAGUAUUCUUGGACCCAUUGCUGAAAGACAAAUGGUGUGGUGGGACACAGUGAUUCCAAGGAAUAAGGCCAAUAUGACUCGUACACCUUUAUACAUCAUUUUAUACUGUCGACCGAAUGUAUAUGAUAAAUUAUGUCAAUACCUCUUCAAAUGGAAAUUAGAUUUACAAGAUCCACCUUUUUUCAAUCCAGCCUGUCGGUAUAGCAAUCCCAAAUUUAGCAAAAACAAUCUUAUUCCACAACAAGAACAACAGCGAGAGUCGUUUACCACUACUGGAACAAUGUAUCAUAGUAAUAGCAGCAACAACAAUGAUAGUAAUUCUUAUUUGGGUCAAGCGAAACGGGGAAUCACUCAAUUAUUGGAAUCCAUACCAAGUCAUCGACAAGGCGACAAGGGUAAUAGACCAAUUGUGAUUAAUGAUGAAGAAGGUGACGCGACGUACAAGGACGAUAAUGAUGAACCACAAAAUGAAAUAAAAGAGGAUGAUUUGAAUAUGAAGGGAUUAACAAUCACAUUACUACCACAUCAAUUGGAAGGUAUUAGGUGGAUGAUGGAUAGAGAAGAAAACGAAUCAAGUUCUGGUGGCAUCUUGGCUGAUGAUAUGGGAUUGGGAAAAACAAUACAAACAAUAGGAUUGGUGACAAGUACAUUGGAAAAUACAGAAAAACGGGAAAACAAGACAUUGAUUGUAGCACCUUUGGCAUUGAUUCAACAAUGGGCAAGGGAAUUUGAAAUGAAAACAACUCCUGGUAAUAUCAAGGUACUCAUUCAUCAUGGUGGCGAUCGAACUAAAAAUCACAGGGAUUUUGAUGAUUAUGAUGUGGUGGUGACAACUUAUCAAAUUGUGGCUUCUGAUCUUGAAUUAUCUGGUACUGGGAAGAAACGGGGAAGACAACAACAACAACAACAACAACCAAUAGUCAUCGGAGAGGAUGCGUCCAUGAUAGAAACUAUAGAUGAUGGGACGAAUUUUGAAAGUGAUGUCAGUGCUUCCAGUAGUCGGUUGGCAUCUCCAGCUCCUUCAUCAUCCGCUGGACAGCAACAAAGGUAUUCUGAAGAUGAUGAUGAUAAGGACAAUAAAGUCUCAACUCUUGAUUGCGGUCCACUUUUUCAAGUUCAAUGGUAUCGCGUUGUAUUGGAUGAAGCUCAACAGAUCAAGAAUCACAAGACCAGGUCAUCCAUUGCUUGCAGCAAGUUGAUAUCCAGCAAAAGAUGGUGCUUGACGGGAACUCCUAUUCAAAAUCGUGUGGAUGAACUUUAUAGUUUGUUACGAUUUCUACGGAUUCAACCCCUUUGUGAACUGGCAACAUUUCGACAUACGAUCUCGGGACCUAUUCAAAGCGGUAAAGUGGAUAUUGCUCUAGGACGAUUGAAAGCGAUUUUGAUGGUGAUCAUGUUAAGACGAACAAAACAAAUCUUGAAUGCGACUUCGUCAGCUUCUUCUUCAUCUUCUCCAAAGGUACCUACAUCGUCCUCUUCUGCAUCUUCUCCACCACCUACAACAACAACCAACAGCUCUGGAUCAUCUACGCCUACUGAAACAUCAUCGUCUUUGGUGUUUGGACUUCCUUGCCGACAGAAAGAAGAUAUAUUAUUGGAAUUCUCAUCAAAUGAACGUGCUUUAUAUGAUGUAUUAAUUAGAAAGACAAAAUCAACAGUGGAAAGAUUAGUUCAAAGUGGAAAAGGUACUCGGAAUUAUAUGAAUAUGCUUUGUAUGUUACUAAGAUUACGUCAAGCAUGUAAUCACCCCGAUCUUGUUUUAAGAUCACUUUCGAAUGAUGAAGAUAUCAUGGCAUUUGCUUCAGCUGAAAAUUCGAGUACAACAACAUCAUCAUCCAAACGGGAAACAAGUGAAGCAGCUAUGCAACGUUUACUGAUGGCACAAAUGGCAGCGGACCUUGGAUGGUCAGGUGUAGGUCAAGUAGGUCAAUCUGUAUUUGAUAAAAGUUCUUCGAAACAUCAAUGUGAACUAUGUGGAAGACCAGUGAUUGUUAUGGAUUCUGAAGAAACUUGUGGCAAUAACAAUAAUAACAUGACAAAUACACCUCCAUAUUGUGUCAACUGUACAAAUCAAAUCAAACUUUAUACCAACAAAGCAACAUCAACAAUAAGCAUGAAUUCAGCUUCUACAAAGAUCAACAAGAUGUUGGAAAUAUUGGAAGAAACAAGACAACAUUAUCCAAAUGAAAAAACAAUUAUUUUUUCUCAAUUUAGUUCCAUGUUGGAUUUGAUGGAAAAACCUUUACAAGGCUUAGGCUUCAAGUUUUGUCGAUAUGAUGGAUCAAUGGCGAAUCAUGCUCGAGAGAAGAGUUUACAUGUUCUUAGAACAGAUCCAGAAUGUCGAGUGAUGUUGAUAUCAUUGAAAUGUGGAUCACUUGGGUUAAAUCUUACUGCUGCCAAUCGUGUUAUAUUGAUGGAUAUAUGGUGGAAUCCUGCUGUAGAAGAUCAAGCCAUUGAUAGAGUUCAUCGGAUUGGACAAAAAUUACCGGUGUAUGUUACUCGAUUAUUGAUUGAUAGAACCAUAGAACAAAAGAUCAUCAAAUUACAAGAACACAAGGCGAGAAUUGCUAAAGGUGCAUUGGGCGAUCAUAUGACUGGUACUAAUAAACUUACUACUCAAGAACUUUUGGCUUUAUUUGACCUUUGAUGUUACUAUAGUUUUUUUUUUCUAUUAUUAUAUUUAUAUACAAUAAAGAAAAACAAAAUAUUUUACUUCUA